Molecule: messenger RNA, 7819 nt
Organism: Mesocricetus auratus (golden hamster)
Lineage: Eukaryota; Metazoa; Chordata; Mammalia; Rodentia; Cricetidae
Gene: Slc43a2
Product: solute carrier family 43 member 2
Exons: 14
Coding region: 421-2127 (568 amino acids)
Biological process (GO): neutral amino acid transport; transmembrane transport
Molecular function (GO): neutral L-amino acid transmembrane transporter activity; L-amino acid transmembrane transporter activity
Source: RefSeq, a predicted model, not a curated record
UCCCGCCAAUGAAUGCACCGUGGGCGGGCCGUUCCGGAGCUCCCUUCGCUGAUCUUGUGGUUGAAAGAACAUGCUCUAGGGAAGGGUCUUGAGUGCGGGCGGGCGGGAGCCUGUCAGGGUCCUUGGGAGUGGCAGCUCCCAGGUGUGCCUCUGCUCAGGUGGCCUUACGGCAAACUGGUCCCCAUACUAGCUAUUCAAUUUUGCUUGGGGCCAGGACCAGCUCCACGUUCUUUAGCAUGCGUUAGUCCCUUUCCAGCUGUCAUGCCUCAGUUUACCUCCGAGUGAACUGAGGGAGAAGCUUCUCCACUUGGUCCGCAGGACCCCACCGUGGUCGAAGGUAGCGGUACCAGCCAGUCACGGGUUCGGGGUGGCCCAGGUGUCUGCAGAGCCGGAGCCGGGCCGUCGCUGCCACAUCGCACCAUGGCGCCCACCCUGGCCACUGCCCAUCGGCGCCGCUGGUGGAUGGCCUGCACGGCUGUGUUGGAAAACCUCCUCUUCUCAGCAGUCCUCCUGGGCUGGGGCUCGCUGCUCAUCAUGCUCAAGUCGGAGGGCUUUUACUCCUAUCUGUGUACGAAGCCAGAGAAUGUCACCAACAACACAGUUGGGGGCACCGCAGAGCCCGAGCAUGAGGAGGUGAGCCUGGUGAAUGGCUGGCUCAGUUGCAAGGCCCAAGAUGAGAUUCUAAAUUUGGCAUUCACUGUGGGUUCCUUCCUGCUCAGUGCCAUCACCCUGCCUCUGGGCAUCAUCAUGGACAAGUAUGGCCCAAGGAAGCUCAGGCUGCUGGGCAGUGCCUGCUUUGCCGUCUCCUGCUUGCUGAUUGCAUAUGGAGCAAGUAGCCCAGACUCGCUCUCUGUGCUCAUCUUCAUCGCCUUGGCUCUGAAUGGCUUUGGGGGGAUGUGUAUGACGUUCACGUCAUUAACACUGCCCAAUAUGUUCGGUGACCUUCGGUCUACGUUUAUUGCCUUGAUGAUUGGAUCCUACGCUUCCUCAGCAGUUACCUUCCCGGGAAUCAAGCUCAUCUACGACGCUGGUGCCUCCUUUAUUGUCAUCCUAGUGGUCUGGGCUGGCUGUUCUGGCCUGGUCUUCCUCAACUGUUUCUUCAACUGGCCACUCGAACCCUUUCCAGGACCAGAGGACAUGGACUACUCGGUGAAGAUCAAGUUCAGCUGGUUGGGCUUUGACCACAAGAUCACAGGGAAGCAGUUCUACAAGCAGGUGACCACAGUGGGGCGCCGCCUGAGCGUGGGCAGCUCCAUGAGGAGUGCCAAGGAGCAGGCUGCACUGCAGGAGGGCCACAAGCUGUGCCUGUCCACUGUAGACCUGGAGGUGAAGUGCCAGCCCGAUGCUGCAGCGGCCCCCUCAUUCAUGCACAGUGUGUUCAGCCCCAUCCUGCUGCUCAGCCUGGUCACCAUGUGUGUCACGCAGCUGCGGCUCAUCUUCUACAUGGGGGCCAUGAACAGCAUCCUUGAGUUCUUGGUCAGCGGUGACCAGAAGACAGUUGCCCUCUAUACCUCCAUCUUUGGCGCACUCCAGCUGCUCUGCCUGCUGACAGCUCCUGUCAUCGGCUACAUCAUGGACUGGAGGCUAAAAGAGUGUGAAGAUACUUCUGAGGAGCCUGAGGAGAAAGAUACCACUCAAGGUGAAAAGCAGCAGAAGCGAGACAGACAGAUCCAGAAAGUUACUAACGCCAUGCGGGCCUUCGCCUUUACAAAUGUGCUGCUCGUGGGCUUUGGAGUGACCUGCCUCAUUCCUAAUCUGCCUCUGCAGAUCUUCUCCUUCGUCCUGCACACAAUUGUGCGAGGAUUCAUCCACUCUGCAGUAGGGGGCCUGUAUGCUGCUGUGUACCCCUCCACACAGUUUGGUAGUCUGACAGGACUGCAGUCUCUGGUCAGUGCGCUCUUUGCUCUCCUUCAGCAGCCGCUGUUUCUGGCCAUGAUGGGUCCUCUUGGAGGAGACCCUCUUUGGGUGAACGUGGGUCUGCUCGUCGUGAGCAUGCUAGGCUUCUGCCUGCCACUUUACCUGAUUUGCUACCGGCGCCAGCUGGAGAGGCAGCUUCAGCAGAAGAGGGAAGACAGCAAGUUGUUCCUUAAGGUCAAUGGCUCAUCCAACCGGGAGGCUUUUGUGUAGGGCCUGCCUGCUGCCUCAGAGCUGUGGCCUCCUGCCUGUGCUUCAGUGACUUGGCUGCUGUCAUCUACCCACCCCAGAGGAUCCCAUGUGCUCCCUGGAUCCUGCCUUUCACCACACUGGAGCCCACACUUCCUCACAAAGCCUGGCCCUGCCCUGGAGUGCUCGUGUGGAUGGACAGGAGAGGGCCCAAGACAGAUGAACCUCCCACUGCCAGAAACUGAGCUGGCCUGGCCUAGCUGUCACCCCAGGGGCUCUGGAGUCUUGAAUCUCCAUGGGGCCUGUACCUGGAGCCAAGAGGAGCUCCAGCAAGCAGGCACGCCCUCACUGAUCUGGAUUCUGCCUCUUGCCAAAGCAGAGGGGCCCGCCAUCCUCUCCCCACUACCUGUCCCUGAGCUGCAUGCCCACCAACCACGCCCACCUGAGGACAAAGGCUUGCACUGUCUGCACUCCCCUGGCCUGGCCCCUUACCUCCCCUGGCCAGUCUGUGGCUGCCUGAGGAAGGAAGGACCCGCUUCCUGUUGUUGGUGCUAACCCCUUUGUAAUCUCAGUGCUCCCCCUCUCCAUCCCCCCACCGUGACUAGGCCCUGGCCUGGCCUUUCCUUGAAGGCCUGUGGAGAAGACAACACCUCCCCCCACACCUCCAUCCCCCAUCUCAGUCUGGGGAAGGGAUGGAGGACAGAAUAGUUUUACAAAGCCUCAGGAGCCACAGGCAAGGCUUCUUUCUCAGACUGGGGAAAGUAUAUCCUCUCUACUGCCACCCUUGUUCCAGCCUGCAAACCUAAAGGAACUGAGGGGACAUCACAAGGGCACCCUUCCACCCACACAGCUGUUUUUCUAGGGUGGGAAUACAGCCAUGACUGGCAGACAUGGAGAGCCAGGCCUAAGUAGGGAAGAAGGCUAGUGAGUAACCGUGUGUGUGUGUGUGUGUGUGUGUGUGUGUGUGUGUGUGUGUGUGUGUGUUCAUGUGCAUAUAUGGUAGGAGAGGAGCCCUGGGGACUGCUUUUAUGAGAGUGGACCAGACCAGAAGCCAGCUAGGCCUGCAGCAGGCUCAAGAUGGGAGAGUCAGCCUUGCUUUAUGAUGGGGACCUUGUGUGUGACCAUGUGGUCACAGUGCCCCCUGCUGGCAGACUAUCAGGGCACUGGGACUGUGUCUGUGGGAGAAGCUUAGCUGGCCUGCCUGGCUCAAUAACCCACUUAUAUGACAGCCCCUAGGGACCUGUCUGAGACCUUUUAGGGUGCCAAGAGGGGAGAGUUGGUUUUCAAGUCUAUGGUUUUCUCUUGAGUUUUAUUGGAAUUCUUUUUAUGAAGCAAUAAAUCCAUUUUCCUCUUGGUAAUGGAUGACCCUCCUCUACAUAUCAGUUGGCCACUCUGCCUGUUUUAAGAUUGAGAAGGAAAGGACGAGGGUCUGCCAGGAAGGGAAAUUAAAAUGUCAGAGAGAGUGGCAUAUACUUUCAUCCCAGCACUUGGAAGGCUGAAACAGGCAGAGUUUGGGGCCAGCCUGGUCUACAUGGAGAGUUCCAGGGCUACAUAGUGAGACUCUGAUAUUCUGCUAAUGACAAACCCAGUUGCACCUGGGUGCUCUGUCCUGAGUGACAUGUCCAGGAAGGGGCGUGGGCAAAGAAAAGAUCUGACUGCCCCGUACUCCAGGCAUAUAGGGCUGUGGAGAAGUGGGGCUGUUCCCUCCAAGUGGACAGGCCAGUCCAGAAGCUUCUGUCUACUGUUUCCUGUCAACUCAUAACCCCAAGGGUAGUUAUGUGUUGAUUCCAGGAGAACUAUAGGCUGAAUAGCUUCAGGAUGGGGUGAGGGCGGACAUAGAUGAGAGGCCCCCAGGCCAAGUGUAGGCUCUGUAGUAGCAGUGGACUAUGUCUUGAGUCCAGUCAGUUAAAAUAGUAAAAUCACUACCCCCAUAACAGUGAGCUGCUGGAAGCCUCUCUCUGUGGCUUCUUGCAGUUCAGUGGUAGAGCUCACUCUUAGCAUGGAGAAGGAGUCAGGUUCUGUUUCCCAAAAGAACUGGAUCAGCAUUUUCCAAAGACACCUCUCAGAGUGCUGGUUUGUGAUGCCUCACUGGUUGUUAUCUUUUGACAAGUGUCUAGUCAAACACCAAGCAUGCAGAGUUAGGGUGCCCAUACACUGCCCAUGUUUGUAAGCAUUGCGGCUCUCUGAGAAGGGAUGUAGCACCAGGCGUGGCAAAAGGAUCCUCUGAGGCCACAAUGUGAGUUCCAGACUAGUCAGGACUACACAAUGAGGACCCUGUUUUUUGUUUUGUUUUUAAAGGAAGCCCACAAGUGUGCUGUCAGAAUGGUAGAGUUGUGGAAAUGUGGCACAGGCCUGUAAUGCCAGCAUCAGGAGGCAAAGAAUGGAGUGUAACUGAUCUGUAACUGUGCUUCACACACAAGGUUAUGGCAUGCAACUGAGUGGGGAGUGACUAAUUGUAGGAGCCAUGGCCUUCCUGUGUGUGUGACACGGGCCACUUGCAGAAGGCCCUGCAGUGUUAAGACUGUAGACUCCAGGGCAGGGCAAGCAUGUAGCUCAAUUGGUAGCAAUGUUUGCCUAGCUUAGACAAAGCCCUGGUUUUGAUGCCCAGCCCAAAAUAAAACUGGGCAUGGUGGCACAUGGCUGUUAUCCCAACACUUGGGGGAUGGUGACAUUGGGAUCAGGAGUUGAAGUCAUCUUUGGUCACAUAGUGAAUUUGAAGGAGAUCCCAUCUUUAAAAAAAAAAACUGUCAUCUACAGGUCUCCUCUGUGUCUUGGUUUGAUUCUGGUGCCUCCAGAGGUUCAGAUGUUCGACAGAAGAGGGAAAUAGCUUGAAGGAAUGCUAACUGACAAAGCCCCUCCCUGCUAGGUACAUACAUGACUCGUGCAGUCCCCAACAACACUGAGGGGCCACACAUUUUGAGCAUAACAAUUUAAGGGAAUAUCCUAGCAUUGAGAAACUAGACAUUUGGAUGGAAAAGAGUGCAGAGCCAACCUUGCUUGAGGAUCAGAGGCGUCAGCCAGCAGCAGGGAGCAGAGGUGUGGCAAGCCAGAUGAGUUGGGAACUCCCUAGUCAAGGGCCAUUCUGCCCCGACUUGGCACAAAGUCGACAUGUUUUCCUAGUGUCUUUGACUCAUGGUAGCAACCUGGCGUAGGGCAGAUGCUUGGAGAAACAGUCCCAGAGAGGGAGAGGAACUUGCUCACAGUGAAAACAAGUACUGUCAUGUGUCUCUCCGGCACUAAAGCAGCCAAGACCCUCUAGGCCAGAAUGUCCCAUUGGAAGCAACAGCCCAAGAGAGGCGCCAGGCUUCCAAUAGAGCAACAAAACCCAAGGAAGGGGUUUUGCAAGCCCAAGAUGGUCUGUGUCUUGGAGCCAAAGUUUCCUCAGGCAUGGGGAAGCUAUCUGCACCAGGCUCACGUGAGCCAUGGAAGCUGAUGGGUACCUGGAGGAAUAAUUCCCUGAUCACAUUCAGAGGGGAGCCUGAGAUAAGGACAGAACCACAGGCAGAGACACCAGCCUUUUCAUCUUUCCUCUUGUCCUGCAAACUCUGGAGGUGGAAGAAACAGGAAGUGACGCCCAGCCUUGUGGUUUUACCUGAUGAGGACAGGAAGAGCCUGUCUCACUUGUACCUCUGGAAGUCCCUUGUGGUCUCGGCACUCAUCAAGAAUGGCUUCCCUGGCCCGGCGUUGGUGGCGCACGCCUUUAAUCCCAGCACUCGGGAGGCAGAGGCAGGCGGAUCUCUGUGAGUUCGAGGCCAGUCUGGUCUACAAAGUGAGUUCCAGGACAGCCUCCAAAGCUACAGAGAAACCCUGUCUCAAAAAACAAAACAAAGAGUGGUUUCCCCUAGGCCUCUGUCCUUGUCACUUUGCUAGGGCCUAUUCACAGCUGACUCCAGCCUUCAUUAAGGUCAAAGACAAAGUACAGAUCCUUGGGGGCUACUUUCUGUGUUAUGUCUACCAUGCCCACAUUCAGAAGUUCUGGUCAAAACUUGCACAUAGCCAGGUGGUGGUGCUGCACACCUUUAACCCCAGCACUCUGGAGGCAGAGGCUACAGAGCGAGUUCCAGGACAGCCAGGGCUACACAAAGAAACCCUGUCUCGAAAAACCAAACAAAAACCCAAACACUUGUAUGUAAACCUUUACCAAAGACUCCCAUAGCAGCACAGACGCAUUCAGCUAAGUAGAUAGAGGCCUGGGAGUCUUUUUGCUUUGCUUCAAGGCAAGAUCCCGCUUGUCUCUUUAGUUGGCUUUGACCCAGCCAUCUUUCUGCCUCAGCUUUGAGUGCCUAGGAUUUUAGGUGUACACAGAUAUGCCCUGCUCAGUGGCAUCUGUUGCAUUUUCCUGUCAGCCUGUAUGAACCUAGGCAGAUAUACCAUCUGGAGUGACUGGUGAUGGGUGGGGACAACCUUAUGACAGCCUGUGGUGAGGAUGUCCUGCUCAGAGCUCUGCAGUUGUCGCCACAGAGGUAGGCUAUGGGAGCCAUUACAGCCUCAGUGCUGUUACCUAUGAAGAGCACUAAGACAGGUUCCCAUGGGCUUUGAAGGCAGUGCGGUUCCUUCUCUGUGCAAGUUACCAGGGCCCAACCUAAGUGUACUGACUACUUUCCUCACACACAGACUAUGGCCUGUGAAGAUAAGACUACCUGAGUAGUUCAGAGGGCUUGCUUGUCCUCGGGCUGUAAUCCUUCUCUGGGUUGAGGGUCAAGGUAAGACUGUCCCCAAGCUGUAACUCACUCACCCUGAGCCCUAGGGUGUGGGCAGAACCUCCUGAGUGUUCAGGAGCGUCAGUGUCCUCUAUGAGGAAGCAUCAUGCCCCUGCCAACACAGCCACCAUCUGUGCCCCUUGGCUCCUGCAGUGAGUCAUUCUUACAUGGAGAGGUCCAAGACAGGACCAUGGGUCGCUUCCUAACCGUGACUGUUGUCUGAGAGAAGCACAGAGGUUAGCAGCCACAUGUCAUUUUCAGGGAAAUCUGGAGUGUCAUUUCCUCCAGUGACAUGGAGGCAUCGGUGCCCUCACAGAGUGGCUAAGGGGAGCCAUAGCUAACUCACAUGAGCACAGUGUGUGUAGCAUGAGGCAGAAACUUGACCAUCUUGGCGCUGGAGAAGGGCAGUCAGUAUAGGGAGUGAGGCACCCCCUCCCUCAUGUAACAGGCACUGACUGGCCAUGCCAAACUGAUGGCCAAAUAAAAGUGGUAAGGUCAGUACCACUGACCUCAGUCCCCUCAGAACUUCUACAAUGGAGCCUUAAGUUCUCUUGCCCACUUUUCCAUUUUUUUCUUUGGCCAACAAGUUUUAGGGGUGGAAGUCCCAGCCCUGGGUGGUCCUUCUAUACCAUCUUUCUGAAUGAUUGGCCAGGUGUGUGUGUGUGUGUGUGUGUGUGUGUGUGUGUGUGUGUGUGUGUGUGUGUGUGUGUGUGUGUUCUGAAAUGCUCUGGUGUGCCUGUGUGCUGUAACACCUGGACGCAGAGGAAGGAAAGGCCCAUUGCCUCACUUUCUGUUACUAGGAGUAUCCAGGCAGGUUAGAAUCCAGGCCAAGUCAAAGACCCAGCCCAAGCCUUAGAGCGAGGCCUGAAGGUGUGCUCUUAUGUUCACCAGGGUCACAUGGUGUCACUGAUAACUCAGCAGCUGACCUUGGCUGUUACCUGUCACUUUACUGUUCCUAGUCCCCAGCAUACUCCUUGGCACACAGUAAGCACUGAAUAAACGUAUGCUGAAAAUGA